UCAACCGGAAGUUUUGCAGUGUCGACUUUUCAGUGCACAGGUACCUGCAGGAGAGAGACGCGACUUCUCUUCUUCUUGCAGACUUCAUGCAGAAACAUUGUUACCACGUCGAGUAGCCGAAGUUAGUAAAUGCUGUGAAAUCAUCCAGGAAGUUUAUCCAAGUUGAGGAUUUAUUGAUCAAGAGUGAAAGCAUCUCCCUGCAGAAGUGCCUGUGAUAUCUGCACCUCACGUGUCUCGGUCAGGUUUUUGAGUGAAAGAGGAGAUCCUGAGGAGAAGAUAAACCAUUCCAGUCGAUGGCGAGAACUAGAGAACCAGAGAACCAGAACCAGAGAUCCAGUGAAACAUCUGGAUGAACCUUACCUGUGAGAAGUGUGAUGAAGCUCUGGCCUCUCCUCUCCCUCACACAGCCUUCACCAGCUCCUCCGUUUUCUCCAAUGGAUACGCACCUGGAUAUGCCAAGCUCAACAGGAGAGGAGGUGCAGGUGGAUGGUCACCUCUGGACAGUGACCAUUACCAGUGGCUACAGGUGGACCUGGGUACCAGGAAGCAGGUGAGCGCCAUAGCAACACAGGGGCGCUACAGCAGCUCUGAUUGGACGACACGGUACCGUCUCCUGUACAGCGACACGGGACGGAACUGGAAACCGUAUCAUCAAGACGGCAACAUUUGGGCCUUCUCUGGGAACUCCAACUCGGAGAGCUCGGUUCGCCAUGAGCUGCAGCAGGGAAUCGUGGCGCGCUUCCUGCGGCUCGUCCCGCUGGACUGGAGCGAGGAAGGACGGAUUGGUCUGCGCAUAGAGGUGUACGGCUGCUCGUACUGGGCGGGCGUGAUCAACUUUGAUGGACAGGGUGUCAUCUCUUACCGCUUUAAGGUGAAAAAGAUGAAGAUUAUUAAAGACGUGAUUGCACUAAGGUUUAAGACAUCAGAGAGCGAGGGUGUGAUUCUUCAUGGGGAGGGCCAACAGGGAGACUACAUAACUCUGGAGCUCCGCAAGGCCAAGCUGCAGCUGCAGAUAAACCUCGGCAGUAAUCAGCACGGCACUAUCCUGGGUCAUACCUCUGUGACCACCGGCAGCCUGCUGGAUGACAAUCACUGGCACUCAGUGGUGCUUGAACGCUACCGUCGUAAUGUCAAUUUCACCUUGGAUGGACACACUCAGCACUUCAGAACCAACGGAGAGUUUGACCACCUGGAUUUGGACUAUGAGUUGAGUUUUGGUGGGAUGCCAUACAGCGGAAAGCCAUCGGGAGGAGGGAUGAAGAACUUCAAAGGCUGCAUGGAAAGCAUCAACUACAACGGAGACAACAUCACAGACCUGGCUCGACGGAAGAAACUGGACACAUCCAGCUUUCGUAACUUGUCCUUCUCCUGCGUGGAGACCCACACCUUCCCGGUCUUCUUCAAUGCCACCAGCUUCCUCCAGCUGCCAGGUCGAGCCAAUCACAACACGAUAUCCGUCAGCUUCCAGUUUCGAACGUGGAACCCCGACGGGCUCCUCCUCUUCAGUAAUCUGGAUGACGGCACGUUGGAGAUCUCCCUGGAGGAAAGCAAGGUGGUGGUUCAUAUCAACGUGACGAAGGGGGCCAGCAACAACCGGGUGGACUUAUCAUCAGGUUCAAGCCUAAAUGACGGCCAGUGGCACUCCAUACGUUUUGUCGCCAAGGAGAACUUUGCCAUGCUGACGAUAGACGGCGAGGAGGCGUCUGCUGGGCCCUCCACCUCACCUCUAACCAUCACAACGGGAGGAACCUAUCACAUGGGAGGUUACUUCCUCCAGACCCCCUUCCCCCCCUCCCUGCGUUCCUUCCAGGGCUGCAUGCAAGCGAUCCUGGUGGACGACCAACCAGCAGAUUUGCAUGCGGUAGAGAGAGGCACCAUGGGAGCUUUUGAGAACGUCAGCCUUGACAUGUGUGCAAUAAUAGACAGAUGUAUGCCUAAUCACUGUGAACAUGGCGGGAGGUGUAAACAGACGUGGGACAGUUUUCUCUGUACCUGUGACGGAACAGGAUACACCGGAGCCACCUGCCACACUUCCAUCUAUGAGCCAUCAUGCGAGGCCUACAAGCAUUUGGGGAGGUCCUCUGACACCUACUGGAUCGACCCUGACGGCAGCGGACCCCUUGGCCCCUUUAAAGUCAACUGCAACAUGACAGAGGACAAAGUGUGGACGACAGUGAUGAACAACCUGCCCCCGAAAACCACAGUGACCGGCUCCAGUAGAGAGAGAAGGACCGUCCUACAGGUUAACUAUAGUGCAUCAAUGGACCAGGUGACAGCCAUCACCACCAGUGCAGAAAACUGUGAGCAGCAAAUCGCCUACAGCUGUCGCAUGUCCAGACUCCUCAACACUCCAGAUGGUACCCCCUACACGUGGUGGGUUGGCCGUGGCAGCGAGAAACACUUCUACUGGGGGGGCUCGGCACCCGGCAUCCAGAAAUGUGCCUGUGGCAUCGACAGGAACUGCACCGAUCAAAAGUACGACUGCAACUGUGACGCCGACCACAAACAAUGGAGAGAAGAUUCAGGCGUCCUGAUUCAUAAAGAGCACCUGCCAGUCAGCCAGGUAGCCGUGGGUGACACAAACAGACCGGGCUCUGAGGCGAAGCUGACCGUUGGACCGCUGCGUUGCCAAGGAGACAAUAACUACUGGAACGCUGCGUCGUUCACCACCCCGUCGUCCUACCUGCACUUCCCCACCUUCCAGGGUGAGACCAGCGCUGACAUAUCCUUCUAUUUUAAGACCAGCGCACCCUACGGCGUCUUUCUGGAAAACCUGGGCAACACUGACUUCAUCCGCUUGGAGCUCAAAUCUCCAAAAGUUGUCUCUUUCUCCUUUGAUGUUGGAAAUGGACCUGUAGAGCUAACGGUCCACUCGGCCACGCCGCUAAAUGAUGACCAAUGGCAUCGCGUGAUGGCAGAGCGGAACGUCAAAGAUGCGGUUCUUCAGGUGGAUCAGUUGUACCGGUCGUCUCACCUGGCUCCGGCACAGGGACACACACGGCUAGAGCUGUUCAGCCAGCUCUACGUGGGGAAGCCGGCCUCGCUCACCUGCCAAGACAGCGCUGCAGGUGGACAGAGAGGCUUCCUGGGUUGUAUACGAGCCCUACGGAUGAACGGCAUCACUCUGAACCUGGAGGAGAGGGCUGAGGUUACACCAGGGGUCAAACCUGGUUGUCAAGGCCACUGUACAAGUUUUGGGAUGUACUGUCGGAAUGGAGGGAAGUGUGUGGAGAAAUACAACGGCUACCUGUGUGACUGCACGGACACUGCUUAUGACGGUCCGUUCUGCACGAGAGACGUCGGAGGUUUCUUCGAGGCAGGGACGCUGGUCAAGUUCAACUUCCUGCCUGAAGCAGUUGCAGGAGCCAGCAGGGACUCAAGGAUCCUGACGCACCAGCUGACGCCACAGGAAGUCAAUCUAACAAAGGAGGAGUUGGCCUUCAGUUUCAGCACAUCCAACGCUCCAGCUAUUCUGAUGUAUGUCAGCUCCAAGACUCAGGACUACCUGGCUGUGGUUUUAAGGCACAAUGGUUCUCUGCAGGUGAGGUAUAACCUGGGCGGCCUGAGGGAGCCUUUUUCUAUAGACGUGGAUCAACGAAACCUGGCCAACGGACAGCCACACAGCAUCAACAUGUCCCGGGUCAACAGAAGCAUCAUCAUACAGCUGGAUCAUUACCCUCCAGUCAGCUACACCCUCCCAGACGCCUCAGAUACCCAGUUCAACCUGGUCAAGACGCUGUUUCUGGGAAAAGUCUUUGAAACAGGACACAUAGACCCAGUCCUCAUCGAGCGCUACAACACCCCAGGCUUCAUCGGCUGUCUAUCACGGGUGCAGUUCAACGGAGUCGCACCCCUCAAGUCUGCACUGAGAACUGCCGCUCAGUCCCAGGCCACCCCCACAGACGCUCAGCCGGACAGACAACCUGCAGGCACUCUGCCCGUGUCUUUUCAGGGUAAACUGGUGGAGUCCAACUGUGGGGCAUCACCUCUCACCAUUCCACCCAUGUCUGCUGCAACAGAUCCCUGGCAUCUGGACAACACAGAUGCAGAGUUCCCCUUCAACGAGGAAAGAGUGAUACCUGAUGGAGUCAACAGAGACUCAGCCAUCAUCGGAGGUAUCAUCGCUGUGGUCAUCUUCACCAUCUUAUGCACGCUGGUGUUCCUGAUCCGCUACAUGUUCCGUCACAAAGGCACCUACCACACCAACGAGGCCAAGGGCAGCGGGGAGUCUGCCGGAGAGUCAGCAGACACAGCCAUCAUCGGCACCGACAACCCAGAAACCAUCGACGAAUCAAAGAAGGAGUGGUUCAUCUAACAGCCAAUGGCAGGACUCUGAGGGAGGACGUGAUUUGUCAGAACACCCGUUGGUUUCAUUCAGUGACCAAUCACGGGAGAGGUGAAGGAGAAGUCGUUCAAUAAAGACAAUAAUCUCCCAGAGCACGCAGAGAUGGCAUAGACAUGUACAGAAACCUUUUUGUUUGUUUGUUUGAUUUGUUUUUUUUAUAUAUAUCAGAGUAUUAGAGAGAGAAGGGGACGGUUACACAGCAGAGCACGGCUGUAACGGACUGUACAUGUACAUACUAACCGGCUUGUCCUUCUUUGUAUCGUGCUUGGGAGUUUUCAGGAGUCCUUUGAAUACUGUAUAUGACAAAUAAUUAUACUUACCGGGGUCGUGUGAUAGCACAGAUUUAUUGCCAGUCUCUGUUGCGUUUUAUUUUUUAACAAAAAUGGAAUAUCAAAAAUGAUCAAAUCAACAUGCCAAACCCCCUUUUCUUUGAUUCAUCAGGCUGAGGUUUCUCCUGCCUGUCAGCACUCACAUCAGUCAGACACAUGCCACCUGUACUGUGGUAAUAUAGACAUGAAUAUGGAUGCCAAACGUCACUAUGUAAAUACAAUAUUUGUGUUGUUUUUCCUUUUUCUUCAAAGAGUUAUUCAGAAUCCGAUACAUAAAUACUGCUGAGGAACUCAGAACUAUACUGCAAUGUUAUCUUACGUGUGUCCAUUACAUUGUAUAUGUGUGAAAUAUAGAGUUUUAUGUUGAGAUCUUUAUGACAUUCGAUUGUAUGGGAUAUUCCUUUCUGAGGACAGGCAGAGAGGGUUUUCUCAGAGCAUGAUGGGAAAUCAUGACACUCCAUGGUUUGUUUUAUCAGCACGGCAGCUUUUUCAUUUCAUACGAGUGAAACCAGGAGCCUUUACUCAUCCAGACUCGAGCAGUCGGUUUGUUUCUUUGCCAAACACUUGAGUCUUACAACUUUUUUAGAUCAGCUCGGACGUUCUGCGUUACAUGUUCGUCUCUUUUUGCAUCUCAGACAAAUAUUGAGCUGUGGGCUUGCAGUGUGUGCAUGCGGCUGUGCACACAUUUGCAGCUCUAAUGACAAGAAGUGGAUAUUGGACAAGAGGAAAUGCAGGAAACAGAGUUAAGAGGGUCACACAAUAAGAUGCAACAACUUUCAGAGUUGUACUCAUGCACUAAACUCCAUGCAUUUAAGUUUGAAGCAUCCAAGAACAAAAUGCCACUAUAAAUUUGUUAAUAUCUGGGAUAAUUGGAGAUAAUUGGCUCACUAAUGCAUUGUGCCUUCAAGGUGUAGAGCCAUAUCACCUUGUCCCAGACAACUUAACUCAAACCUGCAAAAAAAACAUGCAUGAACCCUCAUGAAGCAAAGUUUUCAGGUGUUUUUAUGUUCCCUGAUUUGACUGGUGCUCUUUUUAAUUUACUCCUGAGUUUUAGAAUCCUUCUAAUGAAUCUCAAACCCUCACAAAUAGACCGACUUCUCCUCCAGCAUAUCUGUGUAGGUUCCUAUGCGGCAAAAAGCAGCUACAACGAUGUAGAGGAAAGCUGCAAGCUGCAAGUACAAGAAGUUUACACCUACCCUUCAUGACUCACACAAACAUGCAUGAUAAAGCAUGAGUCAAGGUUGUCCUUCGAUUCAAGAGGCGACGUGAUCAGAAUGAAGAGGCUGCUGCUUUGUCAACACUGAGUUGAGCUUCUCACAGUGCCACUGUCAUCCGACAUGCAUUCAACCAUGUACAAUGUAUAUUUUCUGACUACUUUCCUGUCAUUGUUGCUUAUGUUUACCUUACCGUAGCAUUUACAGAACAACGUGUUCCAGUUUGAAACCAGCUGCCAACUUUAAUAUUGCUUUGUGAACUUGCUUUUUUAUGUUUGUUUGGUCAAGCUUCUGCCACGCCACCCUGUUACAUGAAUGAUUUUGUACAUCGUCGUCGCCUCAUGGUUGAGUGGGAACUGUACAUCGGAGAUAUUUAUCAGAGAAACUCCUGCCUUCUUCUGCGGCCUCAAAGGAGACUCUCUCUGUCCACACAUCACAUCCAUGAAGGCAAAACCAGUGACUUUCCUUUUUUUAAGAUUACUUUACCAAGACUUAACAUAUACACACCCUCAUGUGUGCUUUGAACAUGAUUAUAACGGUUUAUCAGCUCAAACAGACAGAAUCAUAACCCAUAUGUUUGCUUUCAGUUCUAUUGAGUUCAAUAAAGAGUGUUUGAUCUUU
Molecule: messenger RNA, 6509 nt
Organism: Notolabrus celidotus (New Zealand spotty)
Lineage: Eukaryota; Metazoa; Chordata; Actinopteri; Labriformes; Labridae
Gene: cntnap2a
Product: contactin associated protein 2a
Exons: 28
Coding region: 350-4315 (1321 amino acids)
Source: RefSeq, a predicted model, not a curated record